UCCCAUCAGAUCACCUUCAAUAGCAACCAUGUUCUCUGUAGCUCUGCUGCUGCUGCUGGCUGCUGGAUCCUGUGUGAACAGUAUUGAUCUCAUCCAGACAGACUCAAUGGUUGUGCAGCCUGGACAGUCUCUGACCAUCAGCUGUCAGGUCUCUGGUUAUUCUUUGACUGAUAACAGCUAUGCAACAAGUUGGAUCAGACAGAGUGAAGGAAAACCAAUGGACUGGAUUUCCCAUCAGUGGGGUGGAGGAGACUUUUACCAAAAUAAUGCUCUGAAGAACAAGUUCAGCUACAGCAGAGACACUUCUGCUCUAACAGUGACUCUAAAAGGACAGAAUGUGCAGCCUGAGGACACAGCUGUGUAUUACUGUGUACGUUACCCCACAGUGAUACAAACCACCAACAGACCUGCACAAAUACCCAGAGUUUGGAGUGAGAUCAAACUGGACCAGUCUCCCUCUGAGGUGAAAAGACCUGGAGAGACAGUGAAGAUGUCAUGUAUCAUAUCUGGUUAUAGCAUGACAAGCUACUAUAUUCACUGGAUAAGACAGAGACCAGGAGAAGCUCUGGAGUGGAUUGGGAGGAUGAACACAGGUUCAAACUCUGCUAGCUAUGGCAGCUCCUUUCAAAGCCGUUUCAUCAUGACUGAAGAUGUUCCCAGCAGCACUCAGUACCUCGAGGUCCAGAGCCUGACAGCAGCAGAUUCUGCUGUUUACUUCUGUGCUCGAAGAGACACAGUGACUGAAGACAGUGGAGCAGCUGCACAAAAAACCUCCACAGACAACAAACAGCAAUGUGUUGAUGGUCAGACUCUGACAGAAUCUGAAUCAGCAGUUAAAAGACCUGGAGAAUCUCACAGAUUGACCUGUACAACAUCUGGAUUCACAUUCAGCAGCUACGCUAUGAGCUGGGUCAGACAGGCUCCUGGAAAAGGACUGGAGUGGAUCGCAUAUAUAGACACAUCUAGUACUCCUAUCUCUUACUCCCAGUCAGUCCAGGGGAGAUUCACCAUCUCCAGAGAUGACUCCAGCAGUAAACUCUAUCUGCAGAUGAACAGUCUGAAGACCGAGGACACGGCAGUGUAUUACUGUGCACGAGAGACACAGUGA
Perca fluviatilis (European perch) is the source of this 1108-nucleotide messenger RNA. RefSeq names its product immunoglobulin gamma-1 heavy chain-like. The transcript is spliced from 4 exons. Bases 29 to 1108 code for a protein of 359 amino acids. Gene Ontology annotation, biological process: B cell receptor signaling pathway; innate immune response; complement activation, classical pathway. Lineage: Eukaryota; Metazoa; Chordata; Actinopteri; Perciformes; Percidae. The record is from RefSeq and is a predicted model, not a curated record. Gene Ontology annotation, cellular component: external side of plasma membrane; blood microparticle; immunoglobulin complex, circulating. Gene Ontology annotation, molecular function: immunoglobulin receptor binding; antigen binding.